Messenger RNA from Pseudomassariella vexata, 774 nucleotides. RefSeq lists its product as uncharacterized. The transcript has 5 exons. Lineage: Eukaryota; Fungi; Ascomycota; Sordariomycetes; Amphisphaeriales; Pseudomassariaceae. The record is from RefSeq and is a predicted model, not a curated record. The annotation marks the transcript as partial.
AUUGGCUCCGUCAUUCCGCUGACGGUCCUCACCACCAUCUUUGGGUUCGCCCGCAUCUUUGUGAAGACGGUGGUAGUGCACCGCUUCCAGAUUGAUGAUGGCCUUAUUGUCACGUCGGUGUUGGCGACUUGGGUCGCAACGGCAGCAUCUAUCGCAGCCGUAUACAAGGGCUACGGACGGCUCGCCUCUGUCAUCAACGAAGAAGACAAGAUGACGGUCCUGCGACUAUCCGACGCCAUCUUCGCAUGUGGAAUCCUAUCCUUCGCACUUCCCAAACUCGCCAUUGUGUUCAUGAUGACGCGCCUCAUCAGCCCACCGAAAUGGCACCGCAUAGUCCUCUGGUCACUGGCGACAUUCUGCCUUGCGGGACUCAUGGGCAACGUACUCGCCUUGGUGUCGGGUUGCAAGAUUGAGGAGAAGUCUAAUGGACCCAACAUGGUGACGAAUAUAUGCGUCGUGUCUUCGAAAGCCGUGUACUAUGCCACCUCCACGAGCGCCAUAUCGGGCCUUACGAACUUAUGCUUAGCCACUUAUGCUAUGCUAGCUAUGCGGAAGAUGAGGCUCAAUGGAAAUAAGAGAGUCGCGUUGACUGUCGCUGUGGGACUGGGAUUUGUUGGAACCUUUAUGGCUAUAUACAAAUGUACUCGGCUGAAGAUUCUGAGUAAUCCUGACUUCAGUUAUGACGCUGCUGAACUUGUCAUAUGGACAUACAUCGAAGGCUCUGCCACCAUCAUCGCCGCGUCCAUACCUGCCCUACAACCCCUCCUGGAUUUA